Messenger RNA from Colletotrichum truncatum, 2808 nucleotides. The record is from RefSeq and is a predicted model, not a curated record. NCBI's taxonomy places the organism in Eukaryota, Fungi, Ascomycota, Sordariomycetes, Glomerellales, Glomerellaceae.
AUGGCGCUGGCGGCUGCUGCGGUGGCUGGUGGCGUAGCCACCACAAUGUAUCUUGAUGCCAAGUAUCACCUCUCGAAAGACAUACGAUGGCUUCGAGGUCGCUAUAUGACGGCCAGGGCUAUCGAAAACGCUAUUAAGAAUGAUCGGGUUUCGCCAUAUUACAUCUUCGAAGAAGCCGCGCAGAGAAAUCCUUAUGAAGAAGCCAUUUGGACGCGGAACGGUAGUUUGUUGGCCAUCGGUGCAGCUCCGGCCAUGAUCAACUACAAUCUUACCGGCAAGGCGCUCCUUGGUUGCAUAAAAAUCAGUACCGCGAGGCUUAUCCUCGUCGAUGGGCCUCCAGAAGUCGCCGAUAAGUACCAAGAUGCUAACAUUCGCAGUGGAACAACCGGCUUGCCCAAAGCAGUUGCGUUUCCCGCCGUCACUGCUACUGGCUUAAGCAGCCUCGUCAUGCAAAGAUCACCAGGGUCCAGCGAGAGAUGCUACAUAUGCAUGGCAGGAUCAACCGUUUGCAUGGCCCCAAAGUUCAGGGUUUCCACAUUCUGGGACGACAUUCGCGAAUCCCACGCAACGUGGUUCGUUUACGUCGGCGAAACGCUCCGAUACCUUGUAGCAGCACCGCCCUCACCGCGCGACAAAGAACACAGCAUCCAUACCGUACUAGGAAAUGGCUGCCGACCAGACGUAUGGAAGCGCUUCCUAGAACGAUUCGGCGUCGAUGCGAUUUGCGAGUUUUACAACAGCACCGAGGGCGUACUGGACCUUCGUAACUUGUCGCGGGGAGACUUUCUUGCCCAUGCCGUUGGCCAUUACGGAUUGCUGCUCCGGCUAAGAUACAGAAACAUGAUAGUUCCCGUUGCGAUCGAUACGGAAACUGGUGAUGUUAAGAGAGACCCGAAGACCGGGCUUGCCGUUCGGAUGCCUUACGAGGUUGGCGGAGAGAUUCUGGUCGCGCACCCGGGAGAGCGGGCGUUUCCUGGAUAUUUCAACAACACAGAUGCAACAGACAAGAAGUUUGUGAAGGACGUGUUGAAGAAGGGGGAUACUUUCUAUCGGACUGGUGACUCGUUAAAACGCGAUGGUGAUGGUAAAUGGUAUUUCUUGGAUCGCCUCGGCGAUACCUACCGAUGGAAGGGCGAGAAUGUGUCCACAGCAGAGGUCUCCGAAGUCCUUGGAAGUUAUCCCGGUGUGAAUGAGGCAGUAGUCUACGGUGUCUCUCUCCCCGGCCAUGAUGGAAAAGCUGGCGCUGCUGCACUGGACAUCGCUGCUGAUAGGAAGGAAUCGUUUGAUUUUGCCGACUUUUUGAGGAGUGGCGAUGCGAAUUCCGAUUCACAGUCAGCGCAGUGGACAGAGUCCCUAUCGCCUGAACAGCCUCAGUCCGACGCAAAUCCAAGGAUUGACAUGCCUCCUCCUGAUCACGUCGAGAUUCCCAUCGUCGACAAGAAUGCUAAUGCUCAGCUACCGGCGCAAGAAGCGCAACUCGCAUUCGACGCCCAUAAGCUAGCAACUGCUGACGAAUUCCUUCCGCACUUUGCUGCGGUGAUAAUCGAGAAGGGCAUUUCUCAGAAACAGGCGCGCGCAACAUGCACAUGGCCAGCAGAUACAUACGUCGACUUCCAAUUUUCUGACUCGGUAGAAUGGGUUCUCGAGGAUAGGCCAGUGUUGGAGAUCGAGCUACGGCGACGCGAAUGGCACGACUUUGUCAAAAGUGGCAUGAUACCGUACACAAGCGUCAAGGACCGAUUUUUCGGGAGGGGUUUGGUCAUUGUCGCGGGCAAUGCCGACACGAUAAUGCGCGUCAAGGUGAUCUUACGCCAGCUGAAGAAGCUCGGUUCGUCAAUACCCAUUGAGAUUCACUACUGGGAUAACGAGAUGGAUAUCGGAGUCAUGGCGGACCUUAACGCGCUCUACACGCCGAUAUACUACAACGACUUGUCGAAAGAACAUAACAUUGUGCACAUAAAGAAGGACGGAUAUUUCGGUAUUAACUAUCAACUAAAGACAGCAGCUUUGUUGAAUGCCCGAUGGGCCGAGCCAAUAUUGUUAGACUCGGACAACAUUCCAAUCUUGGACCCGGCGACCCUGUACGAUUCCGUUCAGUAUCAAGAGUACCACUCGGUAUUCUGGCCCGACAUCGCUCGCACUAGACCUCAGAAUCCUGCUUGGGCGAUCUUCAACACUCCGUGUCGAAUGGCCGAGUACGAACAGGAAAGCGGACAGCUGCUUGUCGACAAGACGCGAUUUUGGUACCAUUUGCAACUUGCGUCAUGGCUCAAUAACGAGCAGGGAAAAUACUACAAUGAGAUGUUGUUGGGCGACAAAGACAUGUUUCGUUUCGCGUGGCACGCGUUGAAAACCAAUUUUGGCAAGCCGAAGAAAUGGUUGACGAGCGUCGGGACGGAAAACGACGGUUUCUACUGCGGACAUUCUUUCGCACAACAUCAUCCCGAUGACGGACGCGUAGCAUUCCUCCAUGGGGGCCUUUUGAAGACGGUGUCACUUGAGGUGAUGAGGUGGAAUCGAGAUGUCAAAGGAGGUUAUCUACGGCAUUACAAGAAAGCCUCCAGUGAAGAAAGUCCCGAGGUCAACGUAAACGUCGCCAUUAAGUUUGACGGAGCAGCUUACAUGCCCGACCAUUCCGAAAAGUUCCAAGCCGCUCAGUGCACCGACAUGUUCGACGUCGAGGCAAGGGACAUGAAUGAGAUUCUUCCCGGCUUCGAGCAGACAUUCCGCGAAAUUGGGGGCUAUUGGCAGCUAGACCAGGAGGAUGUGGUUAGGUUUAGCCACAGCGACUUCCCCCAAAAACGGUGA